AUGAACGCGGAUAAGAAUGCAUUCAAGUCCUUGAAGGUGGGUAAUGUCACUUUGCAAACUCGAAUUGCUAUGGCCCCUUUGACAAGGACUCGCGCCGAUGAUAACCGGGUGCCGACUUCUACUAUGGCGGAGUAUUAUGAGCAAAGAUCGCGCGUACCUGGGACUCUGCUCAUCACAGAAGGAACUUUUAUUCAUUGCGCAGCUGGUGGUUUGCCCCAUGUGCCCGGCAUUUGGAGUGAGAGUCAGAUCGAGGGGUGGAAAGCCGUGUUUGACAAAAUCCAUGCCAACGGUUCGUUCGUUUUCGUUCAGCUGUGGGCACUUGGGAGACAAGAUAGCCCCGACGACUUAGCCAAGUACGGAUACGACUAUGUUGCGCCAUCUGCGGUUAAAAUUGGUCGUGUGGUCGGCUCUGACGGGACCUCGAAAAAAGAGCGUCCCCCUCCUCGUGCGCUCACCAAAGACGAAAUCAAGCAAUAUGUUCAAUGGUAUGUCCAGGCGGCAAAGAACGCUAUUGCAGCCGGUGCAGAUGGUGUUGAGAUCCACGGUGCCAACGGCUACCUGGUCGACCAAUUCUUGCAUUAUAACACAAACCAACGUACCGACGAGUACGGUGGGUCGAUCGUCAACCGAGCCAGAUUUGCACUCGAGGUUUUGGAUGCAGUGAGUGAGGCUGUAGGACCUGAACGGGUCGGGAUUCGGCUUUCUCCCUGGGGUGGCUUCGGCGACUUGGCCGUAGACAUCAGCCCAAUUCCUCAAUGGAGCUACCUAGUUGCUGAAAUUGAGCGCAGGGCUACCGAGGGCAAGCGCAUCGCAUAUAUUUCCACUAUGGAAUGUCGUUGGAGACAGGAUGAGGCGUUGAUGCCUGCACGGGUACCCAAAGAUAUUUACUCCCUCAACAAUUUCGUUGGUUUUAUCUGGAAUGGUCCUUGGAUUCGGUCAGGUCAAAUGACAGAUAGCAUUGAUCUCGCAGAUCAAGAUGAUAGAACCGUUUUGGCCAUUGGCCGCUACUUCAUCUCUACACCUGAUGUGAUUCGAAGACUGCGCGAUGGCUUGGAGCUCAACCCGUACAAUCGCGAAACAUUCUACCACAGUGGUAGUAAAGCUAUCGAUGCAUCUGUGGGAUAUACUGAUUACCCGUUUUACGACAAAUAA
Messenger RNA from Wickerhamiella sorbophila, 1152 nucleotides. Its product is annotated as NADPH dehydrogenase 1. The coding region runs from base 1 to 1152 and encodes 383 amino acids. Lineage: Eukaryota; Fungi; Ascomycota; Dipodascomycetes; Dipodascales; Trichomonascaceae. Gene Ontology annotation, molecular function: FMN binding; NADPH dehydrogenase activity. The transcript has a single exon. The record is from RefSeq and is a predicted model, not a curated record.